Messenger RNA from Numida meleagris (helmeted guineafowl), 1847 nucleotides. RefSeq names its product seryl-tRNA synthetase 2, mitochondrial (gene SARS2). The record is from RefSeq and is a predicted model, not a curated record. Gene Ontology annotation, molecular function: serine-tRNA ligase activity; ATP binding; tRNA binding. Gene Ontology annotation, biological process: mitochondrial seryl-tRNA aminoacylation. NCBI's taxonomy places the organism in Eukaryota, Metazoa, Chordata, Aves, Galliformes, Numididae. Bases 129 to 1742 code for a protein of 537 amino acids. The transcript is spliced from 15 exons. Gene Ontology annotation, cellular component: mitochondrion.
UGCUCUUCUCAUUGGGGGGGAGGAUCCUGGAGGUAGGCGUGGCUCCGCUUCCGCCGCGCGGUGCCAUUUCCGUCUCGUGGCUCGACUUCCGCCACGUGACCGUACCCACUUCUGGAGGACUGUCCAAGAUGGCGGCGCCCAGGGCGCUGGCGGCAGCGCGGCGCGCUGUAGUGGCCGCUGCACGCGGGCGGCGUUCAGCGGGGACCGGAGCCGCUCCUCGGGGCCCGGCGGAGCGGAGCCGCCUCUACGAGCACGUGCGGGAGGGGCUGAGCGCGCGGCCGCAGCUCGAUAUGGCGGCGCUGAGCGCGCACCCGGCGGAGGCCGCGCGGGACCUGGAGCGGAGGCGGGGACCGCUGCGAGAGCGCGACCUGCGAGAGAUCCUGCAGACCUGGGCCCGCCUGGAGGAGGUGCGCGCUGCCAUCGCCCGCCUUGAAGCCGAGAAGGGGAAGGUGGCCCUGGCAGUGCAUGCCCUGGUGGCUGCCCACGCCAAGGACACGCUGCAUGCGGUCCCUGAGUACACGGCGCUGCGGGAAAGGGGCCGUGCGGUGCGGCUGCAGCUGAGGGCACUGCUGGCAGAGGAGGCGGCACUGGAUGAGCGCUUCUACCUGCGGGCGCUGCAGCUGCCCAACAGCACGCACCCGGCAGCGGUGAGCAGGGGAACACGGGGGGUGGGGGAUGCUGCAGAACUCCUGACCCCCCUGUCCUCCUGCAGCCUGUCGGUGAUGAGAGCCAGGCCCGCGUGCUGGAGGUGGUGGGGGAGAAGCCAGGCUUCCUCUGUCCCGGCAGCAUUCGACUUCCAGCCUAAGGGACACCUGGAGCUGGGCGAGGAGCUGGACAUCAUCCGCCAGCGGCGGCUGUCGCACAUCUCAGGUCACCGCUCCUAUUAUCUGUGCGGGGCAGGCGCGCUGCUGCAGCACGCGCUGGUGCACUUUGUGCUGGCCAAACUGGUGCCCAAGGGCUUCCUGCCCAUGACGGUCCCUGACCUACUGCGCGGCGCUGUCUUUGAGGGCUGCGGGAUGCAGCCCAACACCACCCCAUCGCCUGUGUACUGCAUUGACCCGGCUCGCUUCGAGGACCUGUGCCUGGCCGGCACCUCCGAGGUGGGAAUUGCAGGGUACUUCAUGGACCACGCGGUGCAGCUGCAGGACAUGCCUAUCAGGAUUGUCUGCUCCAGCACGUGUUACCGUGCAGAGACCGACACGGGCCGAGACCCCUGGGGACUGUACCGUGUGCAUCAGUUCACCAAAGUGGAGAUGUUUGGGGUGACGGCGGCAGAGAGCGGGGCCGAGAGCGAGGUGCUGCUGGAUGAGUUCCUCACGCUGCAGAAGGAAAUCUUCUCGGAGCUGGGGCUGCACUACCGUGUCCUGGACAUGCCCACACAGGAGCUGGGGCUCCCUGCGUACCGCAAGUUUGACAUCGAAGCCUGGAUGCCAGGACGGGGCAAGUAUGGGGAGAUCUCUAGCACCUCCAACUGCACUGAUUACCAAAGCCGGCGGCUGAAUAUCAUGUACAGUGAUGGGGCUGGGAAGCUGCGCUAUGCGCACACGGUGAAUGGCACGGCCUGCGCCGUCCCCCGGCUGCUCAUCGCCCUUCUGGAGUGCAACCAACUGCCGGAUGGCAGUGUCCGCGUGCCCCCUGCCCUGCAGCCUUUUGUUGGUCAGGAUGUCAUCACGCGGCCCCCAGCCCCGCUACUGCGCUACAUUGGCCCCAACCAGCCUGGGGGGGGACAGGGGGUGUCUUGAUCUUGGGGAGGGGCCUGGGUGGGCCACCAAGCGCAGGGACACAUGGACACAUGUUCCCUCCUACGUGCUUGUGAGCCUCUGAAAUAAAUAAGUCUUGUACCUCUA